GCAUCCUACUUAGUGCACUAGAUGCUUGAUUUGGGAGCGAACCGCAGGUGGAUGUUUCGGAGGGGAUUUUGAAAAGCUUUCACACGGUGCUUGUUUAUGGAGGCUUUGUUCAGUAACUUGAACGUUGUCGUCCGGGUUAAACGUUUAAAACCGUGUUUUAUUUAUUUCUCAUUUCAAAAUUAAGCGUUCUUGUUAAAGGUGAAUUGGUGUAAUGCAGCGUCUGUUAGCAGUGUGUGAGCCACUGGGGACUCUCAUGCCUGGCCCCCGUCCACUGGAAGGGAAGUCCUUUUACCUGGAUGAGUUGAAGAGUAACUCGACCAUUGUCCUCACCAAACUCAUUAUUCGCCUCGGAGGGAAUGUGGAGAGUUUUCUCUAUAAGGAUGUGAAUGUCGUCAUCACGGGAAACCGGGACACCCUGAGAACCAUCACAGCCUCAUCAGGAAAGGUCAAAGGUCACAAUUCUCCUCAUGAGCAGAGAGAGAGCAGGAAUGAUGUGGCCCAGCGCCCGGGAACCCCGUUGAGAGCACCGGUGUGCGGCAGCCGAGGAAAAGCCUUGUUGGAGAAAGCCAUCCGCAAUAACGAGCAGUCUCGGGGUGGUGUGUUGUCCAGCGCUGCCCGUUACUGGGGAGUGAAAAUCGUCUCUGUAGAACAGUUUAUGAAGGUUGUAGAGGAUCUGAGUUCACAACACUCCACUCACACACACCGUAAGAGAGAGGUAAGAGAGGACAAGAAUUCAAGCUUGUGUAUCAUCAAAGCUGGCAGUCUUAAGGUGGAGUUUGUGAAGGUGGAGGACUCAAGCAGGAAGUACAGGCCAUUGCAUUGCCAGUCUCUGGAUUUCCCCAUGCUGAGCUACACCAGAAGAUUCAGUCCUUUUGAGAAUCCUGCUCCAGUGCAGCUUUUAAAGACGAGAGAAGAUGGGCUGAGCAAGGAUAAAUUUGGAAAAAAUGAAGAGACCAUCAGUAGCCAUGAUAAACUAUCAGCAGCUCCUUCCCCUAAAAUGUCUCACAAAAAGAAGAACCUGGGUUACUGCGAGUGCUGCCAGAGAAAGUAUAGUGACCAGGAUGAGCACUUGCGGUCAGAUGUUCAUCUGCGCUUUGUGGAGGACUUUAAUAACUAUGCUGUGGUGGACCAGCUGAUGUCUGCCAUGGCUGACGUUUUCUCAGGAUGUAAAGACCCGCAGGUUGAUGCACUAAUGAUGAGGUUCUCAAGUGGCUCUGUAGCUCUGCCUUCUGAAAUAGAGCUGCAGUGUAAAAGUGAAAUGGAAACCUGUCUGACAAAUCAAGAGGUAGGACCUGCGAGCCAUGUGCAAGUCCAACAGGAACGUAUCUGUGACUCCUCAGUUCAACUUCAGGAGCCCUGUGCAGAUGCUCCUCCUUUUACUUCCUUGGAAACCAAGUUUGUGGACGAAAAACGAGACUCCUCAAACUCUGAAACCAACAUUCCCAGUCCUCGCCAACAGCAUGAUUUUAUUUUAGACAGUAAACCUGUAGAGUUCACGACACCUUCUCCAAGAUUGGUACAGGUAGCAGAUAGUCAUAAACCAAGUACUCUACAGGAGCCUGCAGAAAUCUCUCAGAGACAUUUACCUAGCCUAGAAACAUUGCUGAAUGAUGACAAUGAUUCAGCAACUUGUUUAAAAAGUCCCAAAAAGCAUCAGGAAGAUACUGUGAAUGAUUUACCACCAUGUUCAUGGUUAAUGGAAAGGGAACAGACACACAUGGUAGAAACCACCUCUUGUUCCCCAUCUUUUCAUUCCCUGCCCCAAUCAUUGUCCACAAGGAUUUCAGAUGGUGAGAACCCCAGGAAGCGCAGCAGAUCCUUCACCCUCAGCCCAAAGGCCUCAAAGGUGAGGCGGACUUCCCUUCGGUCUGAGCCAACCAACCAGAAUAGUGGUGUCGAUGUGAGAUUUCAUCACUUGGCGCAAAGCGGGAUUAACAGACACACAGAGGCUAAUGACGUUACUCAAUGUAAGCGUGAAACGGCGGAGCAGCAUCCUUCAUUGAACGCUUCCCUCAAUGUGCCAACUCCAGAGGAUGAUCAACAGGAAGAAUUGGUGUGUCAGAUAUACCUAAACAAUAAAGAUGCAUCAUCUGAGCUUGGUCCUCCUCAGCUCUACCCUUUCUUCCAGGAUGAUGUCUACCAAAAUCAACCAUUUCUGGAGCCUCCUAAGCUUGUUCCUAGUAUCCCCUUCCCUUCUACAAAUAAGACCUCCAGCAAUUCUCACCUGUCUCAGUCCUUCUCCUCCAUCUGCAUUGAGUCUGCACUUGUCCCGGACACUUUCUCCCCUGCUUCUUCGGAAUCGGAUUGGGAUUCUGGCCUCCUGUCGCUGUUAGCACCACAAGUUCACCGGCAGCCUAAAGUGGAUCGUUGUGAGCUGGACUUGGGUCUGCUUCUGCAGAGUCCUUGCUCCGGAAUGCAGGACGGAAGCUAUGCGUCACGUCUGUGUUCUGUGUUGCAGCCCACUGCUUCAUCAUCACACACUGUUUUUGGCGAUCCAAAUACCAUCUAUAGACCGAUCAAGACGAUGGACAGAAGGAUAAUUCAGAGCCUGGGAGUGUAGUAGCACGCAAGAGACCACAAAUCUAGCCAUUUCUUGCUAAAAGUGAUCUGUGAGCUUAUAACAUCAACUGAUGCUAAGAUUGUUUACGUAUAGGUUCUGUUUUGCAUAAACUAACCUCAUUGGGAUUGGAUUAGUCUGGACUGGGAGAACCUGUAUUAUGAGCUCACCUUUUUAUGAUUUUGCAGUGUAGUGAAGUCUGUAUAAUGAAAGAUGGGCGUUCUUCAAGAAUCACAAGGGAUAGGAAACGGAAACCAUUUUGCCAAGAGCGCAAUAAUAACCUACAUCCGAAGUGGGUUCUUGUUAAUGAAUUUUUAGAGCUGCAGAACUUGGGUCAUGUUAAACUCUCCAGGUCACAUAACAUGGCUAGGUUCACUAGAUUUAUUUUCUAGCUUCACGGCCUGCUUUGUAAGCAACCACCAAACCAAAGGUUCUUGACAGUUGAAGGUAUCUAGAGUACUCCCAUCUUGCUCUAGCUAGGUUUGGCUCACAUGGUGUUGGCCAGUCAAGUGUAGUGACCUCCUCAAAGCAUUUAUAAUCAAGAGCAUUAUCAUGUUAGCUACUGCAACAUCAACGAAUAAGCUAAUCUGUAGUCAUUAUUGAGCAAUUAGUGUCAAAUAGAGAAACCAACAGUUCAGGAAUAUAUUCCUGACUUUUUUGGAAAGCAUGCAGAAGCUUUUGUUCUUGUCUUUUCAUAAGCAGAGUGCUCUCAUUGCGUAUUUAAUGAAGUGCCGCUGCAGGGGGUGCCAGGCAGUUAGUGCAAGUGCUGUGUCUGGAUGAGUUCCUGCUAACACAGUUGGGGAUAAAGUGUCGCGUGAGUGCUGGACACAUGGACUCUAAUAAGACAGGCUGAAUGAACAGGUGAACUUGUCAGUUAUGUAAAUCUACUGAAGGACAGAGCGGAACAGACAUUUCAGGUGAUUGGUUAAUGAGUCGGCGUAAAGCACAGGAUGUUUUUUCCUAGAAUGUUGAGAAUCUACACAGACUCACUUCUAAAAAUCCUUUAUUGCUGUUAAUCAAAAAUUAUUUUAAUUUAACUCAUUAAUGAGAGGUUUGCACCAAAGGCUUUGGAAACACUAGUUUUAGUGUUUGGCAGUUUAUUCUCUCCAGGCGUGAAAGAGAGUUUGCCAAAUCUUGAGCGUUUUUGAACUUAAAAGUGAAAUGUUCAUUUUAUUAUAAGUCUAUCACACUGAAUUUCACAGUCACGUGACUAAUCAUACACAUUGAAUUUCUCAAAAAUAAUCCAUCCUGAACAAGCUGAAAAAAAUCCUUGUACGUCAGAACACAUCCAUCAUGUUUCUGGAUUUUUAUUCAAAAUUUUUGUUUUUAUUGAUUUUUAAGAUUUUGUUCAGCUGCCAUGUCAUGCCAUGUUUUUAGGAUUUUUCGAAAUUAAACCUGUGACAAAACAUGGGUUGAAUAAAAAAUUGCUGCCUAGAA
Molecule: messenger RNA, 3994 nt
Organism: Tachysurus fulvidraco (yellow catfish)
Lineage: Eukaryota; Metazoa; Chordata; Actinopteri; Siluriformes; Bagridae
Gene: dbf4b
Product: DBF4 zinc finger B
Exons: 12
Coding region: 212-2560 (782 amino acids)
Biological process (GO): regulation of cell cycle phase transition; positive regulation of nuclear cell cycle DNA replication
Cellular component (GO): Dbf4-dependent protein kinase complex; nucleus
Molecular function (GO): zinc ion binding; nucleic acid binding; protein serine/threonine kinase activator activity
Source: RefSeq, a predicted model, not a curated record